Messenger RNA from Vitis riparia (riverbank grape), 1594 nucleotides. Its product is annotated as fructose-bisphosphate aldolase 3, chloroplastic. Gene Ontology annotation, cellular component: cytosol. The coding region runs from base 80 to 1261 and encodes 393 amino acids. The transcript is spliced from 6 exons. NCBI's taxonomy places the organism in Eukaryota, Viridiplantae, Streptophyta, Magnoliopsida, Vitales, Vitaceae. Gene Ontology annotation, biological process: fructose 1,6-bisphosphate metabolic process; glycolytic process. The record is from RefSeq and is a predicted model, not a curated record. Gene Ontology annotation, molecular function: fructose-bisphosphate aldolase activity.
AGGUGACAACCUUUUUCCAAACAGAGGACAUCGCUCUCACACCUGAUAUCCUCCUCUCCGACUCAGUACAGUGACAGCCAUGGCCUCUGUGACCUUUGCGAAGUUUAACGCCUCGUCUUCGCAGUGGAUCGGACAACAGUCCUUCUCUCAACGCCAGGGAUCGUCCGCUCGCUUCCCGGCCCGCAGAGUCUCGGUCCCGAUCCGUGCCGGGUCGUACUCCGAGGAACUCGUUCAGACUGCUAAAACUGUUGCAUCACCUGGCCGUGGUAUACUAGCCAUUGAUGAGUCAAAUGCUACCUGCGGGAAGAGGCUGGCAUCUAUUGGUCUGGACAAUACAGAACCCAACCGUCAGGCCUAUAGACAACUUCUACUGACCACUCCUGGCCUUGGUGAAUAUAUUUCUGGGGCCAUCCUUUUUGAGGAAACACUUUACCAGUCAACAACUGAUGGAAAGAAGUUUGUGGACUGCUUGCGUGAAAAGAAAAUUGUGCCUGGCAUCAAAGUUGAUAAGGGUUUGGUUCCUCUACCAGGAUCAAACAAUGAAUCUUGGUGCCAAGGCCUAGAUGGUUUGGCUUCAAGAUCCGCUGAAUACUAUAAGCAAGGUGCUCGCUUUGCAAAGUGGCGCACUGUUGUUAGCAUUCCCUGUGGUCCUUCUGCCUUGGCUGUCAAAGAAGCUGCAUGGGGUCUUGCACGCUAUGCUGCUAUUUCUCAGGACAAUGGUCUUGUGCCCAUAGUAGAACCUGAGAUUCUUCUUGAUGGGGAUCACCCAAUUGAUAGGACACUCGAAGUUGCAGAGAAAGUGUGGUCGGAGGUCUUCUUUUACUUGGCACAAAACAAUGUCUUAUUUGAAGGAAUCCUACUUAAGCCUAGCAUGGUAACCCCAGGAGCUGAACACAAGGAGAAGGCUUCUCCAGAGACCAUCGCCAAAUAUACACUAACAAUGCUUAGAAGGAGAGUACCUCCUGCAGUUCCUGGAAUCAUGUUUUUGUCUGGAGGGCAAUCUGAAGUGGAAGCAACAUUAAACCUGAAUGCAAUGAAUCAAAGCCCCAACCCAUGGCAUGUUUCCUUCUCAUAUGCUCGUGCACUGCAAAACACUGUCCUAAAGACGUGGCAAGGACAUCCUGAGAAUGUUGAAGCGGCACAGAAGUCUCUUUUAGUUCGGGCAAAGGCAAACUCCCUGGCUCAGCUUGGAAAGUACUCUGCUGAAGGUGAAAGUGAGGAAGCUAAGAAAGGAAUGUUUGUCCAGGGCUAUACCUACUGAGCUGUUUAAAUCUAUUGGCAUUUCUUGGCUUUGUUAGUGUACUUUUUUCCUUGUUAACUAUGGAGAAGCUUGUAAUUUUUCUUUCCCCACCGUCACUCUCUUUCCUCAAAACUAGGGUGCUUGAAUAAAGACACACGGGAAGGAAAGAAGUUUUCCAAACCUGUAAAACAGGAGUAGUAGGUUUAGCGAAAGCUACCAUAUGUUUGUAUCUCUAUCGUCUUUAAGGUAGGUUUGUUGAGAAGAAUGGGUCUUGGAGAUAGGUCUCAGAUUCAUAUCAAAUGAGAGUGAACUACCAAAAUAAUAUUUAUAAGUUUUCCCUUUCUUUUCGGAAUA